UCGACGUCUGAACGGUGGCAUCUGCCGUCGGCAGAUUGGGUUUUUUUUUUUUUUUUUUAUUGUGCAGAUGUGGUCUGCAAGCAGAGGGGCCUGCUCGCUGAGGUGAAGCCUUCGGGGGAUUUAAUCACUGAUCACGAUGAGCAGAAAAUCAGUGUUGGAUGUCUUCGGUUACUCCUGGAUGAGACUAAUAAUGGAGACUUUUUGCACUGUAGAUGAACAAUGUGAGAUCCCUGCUGGUAAUCACAGCUGAGAUUCACUGAAUAAGGACAACUGCAGCUUGUGGGUUUUUUUUCACACCCUAAGAGGGAAAAAAAUGAGCAGGUUUUCACUCUCAGUCGAAAUGGGACUCACCUGACUUUGUAUCAACACGCACGUUGGAUGCCAAAUGUACAAUGUCAACUUCUCAGGCACCCAGUAUGGGCAUAAAUUUCAGUGAUGUUCCCCAGGAGCUUCGUUUUAGUGGCUCCCACCAGCAAUCGGUCUGGUCGUCCACGACGAACAGCGUGAUGAAGAUGGUGCUGAUAUUGCUGAUUAUGUGCUUAUCCUUGUUUGGGAAUGUGGUCGUAUUGCUGGUGUUCCAAAGGAAGCCGCAGCUCCUCCACGUCGCCAACCGCUUCGUCCUCAACCUCCUCUUGGCAGACCUCCUCCAGACCAUAUUAGUCAUGCCUUUUGCCAUUGCAGCCACUGUUCCAGGUGUGUGGCCUCUGGAUGCUAGAUUGUGUCAGGCUCUGGUGGUGCUUAUGCACCUUUUCGCCUUUGCUGGGGUCAACACCAUCAUCGUCGUCUCUGUGGAUCGCUAUCUGGCCAUCAUCCACCCUCUAUCUUACCCGACCCGCAUGACCCCUCACUUGGGCACAAAUUUGAUUGCUUGCACCUGGGUACUGAGUUUCCUGCAGAGCACUCCUCCGUUAUAUGGCUGGGGGGCCAUUGACUUUGACCACCAUCACAAGGUCUGCACGGUUGUAUGGUCCUCUAGUCUGUCUUACUCUGCCAUGGUGUCUACCUUUUCCUUCUGGCUGCCCAUGCUCAUCAUGUUUGGAUGUUACUGGAUGGUGUUCAGAGCAGCCCGGAGGCAGAACGCACUUGUGCACCCCAUACAGACGCAGUCCUACUCCCAGCCCUGUCAACAGGAAUUCCAGGGGCCUGGGAGCCCUCAAAGGCAGGCCCACCCCGAGCAGGCCAGUUCCCCUGCCAGGCGAUACCCAGUUCGGGUUAGGCACAGACGGUUCCACUACCACUGCAAGGCUGCUCGUGUGGUUUUUGUUAUCAUGGCUUCAUAUAUCCUCAGCAUGGGUCCUUACAGCAUUCUGAAUACUAUAUCUAUGAACAACAGAGCAGCGGUUCCCCCCUGGUUAUCCUCCCUUGCCCUCGUGCUCUUCUUUUUACAGUGCUGCCUGCAUCCAUACAUUUACGGCUACAUGCAUCGUAGCGUGAGGAAAGAGUUCCUGGCUCUGCUCUGCGGGCUGCUUUGCAAACAGGGCCGUCCCAACCAGAGCUCCGCCAUGGAGAGCUGCUUCCCUACGACGGAGGGCCGUUCCGGCGCUCACCCUCACCUGCCCAGUCUGGCGGCCCGAGUUUUUCCUCUGCAGACUUGGGAAGAAUGUACAACAUCUUCCUCUCCCACCUUUGACAGGAAGUCAAGGGAGAGCCGCAAAGAGACCACGUCUACCAGCAUCAGCUCUGAGAGGGAGCUCCCCGUCCACAGCAAACAAAGCACAUGAGCAGUCACUGGAUGGAAAACAUAUGUUGUUACUUGAAAAGUCUGCCAUGCCGUACGUUCACGCUCAUGGAUCUUCUUGGCAGCAGGAUUUUUACUCCCAGAGCUCCUGAAAGGAGGAGUUGUGGGACCAUUUUAUAGUUAAUAUAAUGAUCUCUUACUGUUUUGGCUUAAACUUGGUUAUAUGUUUAGGUGUCUUUGGAAAAAAAAAAGUAUUUAAUAGGACUGGCUGCAGAAGAAAAAAACAAUGUUUUUAAUAUGUUAAUGCAGUUUUAAUAGUUACCUCAUGGCCUACCUGUACCCAUGUGUGAAGCUGUCAUUAUGUUCCGUCUGUAUUUGAAAUGUAUGCAAUAUUAUAAUUGCUACUUUUAUUGAAAAUACCUGUAAGUAAUACAUUUAAACCUUAUAGUGCAAAGAAAAUAAUUUCUAUCGUCUUCAGGCCGCUCUCAAAAUUGUACUUACAGCCCAUAGCUGGUGUAAUACUGAUUGUGUAUUAAUCUGCUUCAUCUGUACAACUAGACUUUUCGUGUAUGUUCUGAUUGAGCGUGCAUGGGAAGUGCAGGGUGUAAUGUACUCUGGUGCAAGCAACCUGCAUUUGCAAGUUAUGAACUCAGGGUGUUGGGGAAAACAAAAAGUCGUGGCCUAUCUCUGCUUUUAAAUUUGUGUUGAGUCUAUGAAUACAUGAGUAACUCUUCAUAGACUUAAAGCGCCUUUUAAAUGAGAAUAAAACUAGUUCAUUGUGCCUUUCAGUUGCAGAACACUGAGGUGU
This is a messenger RNA of Cololabis saira (Pacific saury), 2486 nucleotides long. RefSeq names its product G protein-coupled receptor 101 (gene gpr101). The transcript has a single exon. The coding region runs from base 393 to 1721 and encodes 442 amino acids. NCBI's taxonomy places the organism in Eukaryota, Metazoa, Chordata, Actinopteri, Beloniformes, Belonidae. The record is from RefSeq and is a predicted model, not a curated record. Gene Ontology annotation, biological process: G protein-coupled receptor signaling pathway. Gene Ontology annotation, cellular component: membrane. Gene Ontology annotation, molecular function: G protein-coupled receptor activity.